AUGGCAGGUCACUGCGGUUUUAGUAUUGAAAAGGCUUUGAAUAUACUGCUUGAAUUAUCUGCUUCCUCCUGCAAAGAGCCCAAGAAUGGUCAGUAUUGUGAGGUUUUCAUCCUACCCGAGGCUCCUGCUGUAGAGGUUGGAGUACCAAAGCUAACUGAUGGGGCAUCUGAUUCCACUUCUCAUUCGUCCAAAAGCGAACUUCAGAAUAGUAUAUGGUCUCUGGGCUGUAAUAGCAGGAAUUAUUUCAAGGCACUUACUAGUUCUGAAGUGCCUUCUUUGACAAGCAGUGGAGGUUCCGAGUCAGAACUCCCUCAAAAGGUGUUGGAAUCUUUGUUUAACAUGCCCAGGCCCAAGAGUUGUGAACAUGAACCGAACAUUAUGAAUUGGAGGAAUGUAGUCAAGAAAAUGGAGUCCUUGGGACAAAAAAUUGAAUCUUGUCCUUCUGGUGAUGGAAAAACACAGCCACAUGCUUAUGCUAACGGAGAUGAAUACCUGGUGUUCAGAAAAACUGCAAAGCAGCACUGGGACUCGACGAAAUCCUACUAUCAGAAGGCUGCAACAGCAUAUACAAAUGGUAAACGGGAUUAUGCUGCUUACCUUUCUGAGCAGGGAAGGUUACACAGUAAAAUGGCUCGUGAGGCAGAUGAAAAGGCAAGCAAAGAUAUAUUCAAGGCUAGGAACAAGAGCAUUGAAAACGUUGUAACAAUUGAUCUGCAUGGGCAACAUGUCAAACAAGCAAUGAGGCUUUUAAAGCUUCACCUGCUAUUUGGAGCAUGUGUACGCUCUGUGCAGUCAUUCAGGGUCAUCACUGGAUGUGGGAGCCAGGGUGUGGGGAAGUCCAAGAUGAAGCAGUCGUCCCAUAAAGUGCGAGUUAUUUGCAUGCAGGUCGUUACUCUCUUGGAAAAAGAACGUAUUGAAUGGAGUGAAGAGAACAGGGGAACGUUGUUUAUCAGACUAGAUGGACAGAGAGAGUUCAGCUUUCUAGAUUCUGAGAGCGAUAGUGAGUAG
Molecule: messenger RNA, 1008 nt
Organism: Ilex paraguariensis (yerba mate)
Lineage: Eukaryota; Viridiplantae; Streptophyta; Magnoliopsida; Aquifoliales; Aquifoliaceae
Source: the annotation of a GenBank genome assembly